This is a messenger RNA of Boeremia exigua, 1233 nucleotides long. RefSeq lists its product as uncharacterized. The transcript has a single exon. Bases 1 to 1233 code for a protein of 410 amino acids. The record is from RefSeq and is a predicted model, not a curated record. NCBI's taxonomy places the organism in Eukaryota, Fungi, Ascomycota, Dothideomycetes, Pleosporales, Didymellaceae.
AUGGUGAAGGUUCUGUUGGCUGUGGAAGAUCACCAGCAAGCACUUGCGCAUGGUGGCCCGGCCUUAGACGUCCUAGAGCAUUGGGUAGCGCUGCUCUUCCAGGCCCUCCAGCUCCCAGAUCUCCAGAGCAGUAUGUCUGAUAAAGCAAUGGAACUCCUUCUACUAGAAGGUAAGUUGAACCAUGGUUUAAACAUCAGAGAACCGCUUGCACAGGCUUUUAAGCCAAACGAAUGGCCAGUGCGAGGGAUAUCGGCUCUGAAGCAGUCACCGGUUGAAGAAUUUCGGGAUUACUAUGAGUCUCGAAAGACGCGCAAAAAGCACAUCACAGUGCAGCAUGAGCGACGGAGGCUACUCCUGGAAGGCCAGGUAUACACUCGGGCGGUGUGGCUUCGUAAUGGUAAAGAUUGCCGAAAAUUUGGCAAGUUCUACGUUUUCCGCUUGAUGAACAUUCUUGUUCGCAUAGAGAUGGCAACAUACGACAGAUGGAAGCCAAACACAAUGAGAGUCCAUCUGGAUCUCACACCAGAAGGGCAGACACACCCAAAUUCAAUCAUCAGAGGGAAAAUGUCCCCAAUCAAGUACCAGGACCCGGCUCGGCGACUGGGCAUCAAAAUUAGUGGAGUCUUGAACGGGACUUGCUGGGAAUCGCUCGAGGAAAAAGACUCUGCAGCAUACCAGCAUCCUGACACCAUAACUUCUUUUUUCUGGGCUCGCCAAGAGGGCAACUCGAAUGCAUGGGUGGCACGGUGGAACAAGAUUGUUGACUGGCUUGAGCGGAAGGACGAAAGAAUCAUCAGACCCCGAAGAUGCUACCUCCGCUCGACUGAAUCGCUGCGCGACCAGUACUAUGGUUGGCGUAAAAACGAUCUCUAUACGCUGCACCCAGAAGAUACAGAUAACUGGAAAGAGCUUCACACCUCAGAACAAUAUGUAGCCUUCAACAACGACAAGAAAAAGAAGGAGCCGUCGAAAAUCCCUUUCCCGACGACCGACCAGCUGACUGAUUGGAGAGCGCACUGGUACAGUGAGAACGCACCAGCAGCAGCAGAGGUAGGCGCAGCUGAUGAAGAAUUGGCCAGGGUAGACAUUUCCGGGGCUGAUGAUGAGGAGGCGGAGCUAGAGGAGAAUCCAGCGACAGAUGGAGAGGAGGAAGAACUCGAGGAGACUGAGUUGGGCAUAGAUAUCGCGUUUAGUACAGAGGGCGAAGAACCAGAUGCCUGGGACUGGGUCUAG